This is a messenger RNA of Rubroshorea leprosula, 1291 nucleotides long. NCBI's taxonomy places the organism in Eukaryota, Viridiplantae, Streptophyta, Magnoliopsida, Malvales, Dipterocarpaceae. The record is from the annotation of a GenBank genome assembly.
ACUAUAUAAAUCCCACUGUAAAACAGAUGUUUCAUUUGGAAAAUUGUUCAAAAAAAUCUCCACUAAAGUCAGGUCCACAGAUCACACUCACUGUCAUUAUAAGCACCACUGCGCCAUGCCCAUCGCAUCUCCCUCUCUCCAUUUAUCCACCCGGCUCCGCACUCUGCUUUCUUUCUUCUAGAUUCCAUCGCACUCCGUACUACGCUUCGUUAUUCUCAAGGCCGGUGGCGUUGAAAGCCCUCGCAAGCUCGGCGGAUUUCAGAGGGGCUUCUGUUGUCGGCGCGAAAUCAGGGGGGGGGAUUGGGUGGAGAACGAAGGCGGCGGUCGCAGACACAGGGAUGGCGACAGAAAAAGGUGAAGGGAAGAAGGUGAGCGUGUUUGAUUCAGAGGAGGAUCUGGCGGUGGCCCUCGCGAAAUACAUCGCUGAUCUAUCUGAUAAGGUCUCCAAAACGAAGAGCUCGUUUACUGUCGUCUUGUCCGGUGGUUGUCUCAUCAAAUUACUCAGGAAACUGGUUGAACCACCAUAUAUAGAUUCAGUGGAUUGGUCAACAUGGCAUGUUUUCUGGCUGGAUGAGAGAGUUGUUCCCAAGGAUCAUGUUGACAGUAACUAUAAGCUAGCAUUUGAUGGUUUCCUCUCCAAGGUACCAAUUCUCCCUGGUAAUGUCUAUUCUAUCAAUGAUGCACUCUCUGCUGAGGGUGCGGCUGAUGAUUAUGAGAUCUGUGUCAAACAUUUGGUCAAGAGCAAUGUGAUUGCGACAUCUGAAAGUGGGUUACCAAAGUUUGAUCUCAUGCUUCUGGGUAUGGGGCCAGAUGGGCAUGUGGCUUCUCUCUUCCCAGGACAUCCUCUCCUCAAGGAGAAAGAGAAGUGGGUUACCUUCAUCAAGGACUCACCAAAGCCACCUCCAGAGAGAAUUACAUUUACUUUCCCUGUCAUCAACGCAUCUGCUCAUAUUGCACUUGUAAUACUCGGUACUGCUGGUGAAGCAGGUCCAGUGCAUGCAGCAUUAGGAAAUAGUCAAAAUUCUGAUGUGCUCCCCAUCCAGAUGGUUUCACCUGCAGGGGAACUAGCUUGGUUCUUGGACAAAGAAGCAGCUUCCAAGCUUUAGGGUAUGAAUGUCCGUAGCCACUUGAGUAGCUUCAUCCUACGACAUACUAUCAUGUUUGCUUUCUGCUGUGUUCCUAUCAGUGGGUUUGCUGCUGGAUUGUGUAAACUCGCUCUUCUUUCUCUAUGAUGGCAACUAGAGAAAGGAUUUUAAUAAAUUAUAAAUGGUCCCAUAUGUGUUCCGUGAUA